GUAGGCAAAGCAACGACGUUUCAGCUUCCCAAUAGUGGGUUUUAGCUUCCCGAUUUACUGCAAAUGUAUGCUACUUAUCGUGGAACGUUAACUUUUCUCGUAGUUAGUUUUAUUAAUUCGUUAGAAGGAAAAAUGCAGCACUGAGAGAUCGAAGCCAAUGGCGAAGACGAGAAGAAACCGGGGCUUUCCAACGCCUCCCAACCCAAAAGCAUCGCCCAAACCGAUAACCCCAACCUCCAACACCACAAUCGUCUCCUCUUCACUCUACAAAUCUGUUUCACUGCAUGAUUGGUGGCUGGUGAAGGCUCCCAACGGGAAGGGUUUAGCUGUAGGAGGGUUUGCUUCAUUAGAGAGACUAGGAGUAAGAGUUUUUUCCUCUGCUGCAAUUUCCAAGAGACACGAUGCCACCACUCUUGAGACAACGGAUGGCAUCAACAUCACAAUCAGUGGCUUCAUAAAUAGGUCUCGGUCGUGUCAAAAUGGUUUUCCAUCUGAGGUAUGCAAUCAUUUCCUGCUUGGAUUUCCCUGGAACUGGGAGGAGUAUGCUAUUGGUUGUUCUGGUGAAAAUUCUACUGGUAGAGGUGUUCCGACAAGGAUUUCUGCUUCUGACGAGUCCAAAGUCUCUUCGGGUGACAAUGCAGAUAAAACUUUUCCAUUUUCUUUACAUGAUUUCCCAGUGGCUAGGGUACGUGAUCUCUUAAUAUCCACUUUUGAAGAUCCAGAUUAUUGUUUGCUGACAAAGAGCAUUUACAAUGAUAUAUUGGGAAAGUCGAUGGGGAAUAGUCCAAUGAAAAAUGUGCAAUCUGGACUAAAUGAGACUCCAGUUAAUCAAAAGGAGACUAAGGUUGACCAUAAGCACGACAAUGAGGAUACUUUCUUCAAUUCAAGGGAUAUGACAACAGAAGAAAACCAGAAUGUCCUCACCCCAAGUAUAGGUGUUUCGACAAGAAGCAUGACUAGAUUGAAGAAUUUUAGAAUGGAACAAGAAGAGAGACUUUCACCAAACUCAAAAAUUAAGCAGGCCACUGGGAAAAGAAUUGGAGGAAUGGUAAAAACAAAUGCUCCAAUGGUGAGUCAUCCAACCAAAUUAUUUGAAAAGGACAAGGAAUUCUUAGUAGUUUCUGAUAAAUCUGUGGUCAGAAGAUCAAGGAGGCUGAUGAAUCCAAAGAAAUGAUCUGUAAGGCAUAGUCCAAACCAGCAACUGAAAAAUU
This is a messenger RNA of Corylus avellana, 1211 nucleotides long. RefSeq lists its product as uncharacterized. The record is from RefSeq and is a predicted model, not a curated record. NCBI's taxonomy places the organism in Eukaryota, Viridiplantae, Streptophyta, Magnoliopsida, Fagales, Betulaceae.